UACUCAACUCUACUUCCGGGUUGGGAAUGUCACAAUAGUUUUUGCUAAGGAGAGAACCAGCUAUUUCCUUGUUUUGGCAGUACCAUGAAGUGAUUUCAUUAGAUGUAGAGACAAAUAGCAAGUCUCAUGUCUGGCGAAAAUACACAGGCUCAAAGUGAGAAUGACAACUACAUGAAAUGGACUGAGCCAGACAAAGGUCUCAAAAGGGCCCAGUGGUACUGGGGCGACAUCUCCAGGAUCGAGGCUGGAGAGAAACUAUUUGACACCUCUGAUGGCACCUUCUUAGUGAGAAACUCAACCACUCCAGGGGAAUACACUCUGGUCCUCAGGAAAGAUGGCACCAAUAAAUGUAUCAAGAUCCUCCGCCAGAACAACCUGUUCGGUUUUGCGGAACCAUGUGAAUUCCCCUCUGUGGUGGAGCUGAUAGAGAAAUACCAGACAACAUCACUGAAGAUUCACAACCGCAGCCUCGAUAUCAAGCUACUAUACCCAUUCACACGGUUGGAGCAUUCUUGGCUGACGGAGGAGGAUGAAGGGGACAACCUCUACACCAAGCUGUCCAAACUGAUGGAAGUCAACAAGAAGUACCUGGAGAAACACAAAGCCUAUAAUAACCACCAUGACAACUACGACUUUCUCAGUAUGGAGAUCCAGCGCUGUUACUUGUCCCUGGAUGCGAUGAUGAAGAUGCAGAGCAUGAUGGAGGAGCAGCAGAAGACGUUGCUGCAGCACCAGGGCCAACUGAGUCAGCAUGAGAUUCCCCUGUUUGAGCGGAACAUGAAGCUGCAGGAGAAUCGCCUGGUGUCACUGAAGGAGAGCUAUGACAAGCAGAGACGUCUGGCAGACCAGAUGAACAGUGACAAUAACAGGGCCAUCAAUGACAUGAUCAACCUAAGGCCGGAAGUGAAGCGGCUUGGUAAUCAGCGUGAAGAAAUGAGGAGGAAUGUCCUGAAUGAGGGCUUGAGUCAGGACUUUGUCGAUGGGCUCCUGGAAGAGGAGAAGGGUGUGUCGCUCUGUCAUUACAACCAGGACAGCUGGUACGUCCGGUGUGACCGGCCUGAGGCCGAGAACCUGCUUGCCAACAAAUCCCAUGGAACCUUUCUUGUACGUCCUAAGUCUGACAACAACCAGCAUGCACUCUCUGUCAUGUGUCGAGACCAUGUCCAACACUGUAUCAUAUUACACGUAAAAGGGCGUGGCUAUGGCUUCACUGAAGAUCUCUGUCUCUUUGGAACCCUCAAGGAACUUGUUAUCAAGUAUCGUCGCAUCUCACUGGCUGAACACAACACUAACGCUGACGUGACUCUCAUCUACCCACUACACUACUACCAGAAAGAUCAGGCACAUUGAUGGCCAGCAGGUGGCGCCACCAGACAAACAAUGUAACAAAUCUGGGUAUAUUUUGAAGUCUGUUAAGGAAAUCUCCACCAGUCACGUUAUAGCAGUUUGAAUCUUAGUCCUAAGCUUUUCAGUUUUACUCAAGCAGGAAGUGUCACUAGUUCCUUCUAAGUUAACUGAGAUGGAUGCCAGCAAUAACUAUGAUAGGGACUUUUCUUCGUUGUGGGACAAGACAAUCAUUGUUUAGCUUGUAGGAAACCAAUAAUGAUAUUGCAUUUAAAUAUGUAGCGUAAAGAUCUAAUGAAUUUACUGGUCAUGGGGGUGGUGGGGUAGCCUAGUAGUUAAAACGUUCAAGAAGACCCGGGUUUAAUUCCCCACGUGGGUACAAUGUGUGAAGCCCAUUUCUAGUGUCCCCGCCGUGAUGU
This is a messenger RNA of Haliotis rubra (blacklip abalone), 1763 nucleotides long. RefSeq names its product phosphatidylinositol 3-kinase regulatory subunit gamma-like. The transcript is spliced from 9 exons. Gene Ontology annotation, cellular component: phosphatidylinositol 3-kinase complex. The record is from RefSeq and is a predicted model, not a curated record. Gene Ontology annotation, molecular function: 1-phosphatidylinositol-3-kinase regulator activity. Gene Ontology annotation, biological process: insulin receptor signaling pathway; phosphatidylinositol phosphate biosynthetic process. Bases 127 to 1350 code for a protein of 407 amino acids. Lineage: Eukaryota; Metazoa; Mollusca; Gastropoda; Lepetellida; Haliotidae.